AUUUCUUGGUGAGGUCUACGUGAAGGUAGUGGAACGAGAUCACCUUCCGAGACGAGAAAGGAAUCACUCGUUUUCCUCCGGGCACAUUCCUCCGAGUUCGGACGGCAACGCCUUUUAUGGCCGCCGUUGCCUCCUCCUUCUCGCGGUUCUCCUUCCGCUGCGCCGUCUGCCCCUCCCCGCUCCGCGUCCGCUUUUCGCAGCCCCAUCCGCCCGCGCGGCUCCGCGUCUCCUCCACCGUCGUUGCUCUCCACAAGCGCAACCCCAAGCGGCUCAAGUACGCCGCCGAGCGCCAGUUCACGUCUCUUUGGUGGCUGGGUUUUGCGCGAACGAAGAGAGGGGAUGCCGGGUUGCUGCGGGUGGAGGUGGAGCCCUCCGGCGGGGACUUCUGGAAGCUUGACCCCAUUAUCGACCUCAUCAAUCGCGGCGCCGUCGGGGUGAUCCCUACUGACACCGUCUACUCCGUCGUCUGUGACCUGAGUAACAAUGAAUCGAUUGAGCGCCUUCGCAGACUGAAAGGCAUUGGAGACUCCAAGCCUCUCAGCAUCCUGUGUCGCUCAUUACGUGACAUCGAUACCUACACAACAGGAUUUCCUCAAGGCACUAACCAAGGGCAAGCUAACAUUUUUCGUGUUGUCAAGCGUGCAAUACCUGGGCCUUACACAUUUAUUUUACCUGCAAGCAAGCAGUUUCCUAAACAAUGUAUAAAGCAUGGUUCUUCCACAAGGUAUGCAAAAAGGAGGCAGGUUGGCGUCCGAAUUCCAGAUGAUCCCAUCUGCCAGGCAAUAUUGCAAAAUCUUGAUGAACCUUUGAUAUGCACAAGUGUCAAAUAUCUAUCGGAGGAUGAAUGGAUACUUGAUCCAGUAAUCAUUGCAGAUCUUUAUGAGCCACUGGGGCUUGAUUUUAUUGUUGAUGGCGGACCUAGAAUUGCUGACCCUUCUACCGUAGUAGAUAUGAUGGGAGCAAACCCUACUGUAAUUCGUCAGGGAAAGGGUCUAAAGUUGGAUUGGAUGGUAGCAAAAGAUGAAGAGGAGGACGAGGCACAGUCGAUGUUUUCUUUCAAAUCAGCUUGAAAUUUGCUUCGCCUGACCUGUAUGGGCUGGCACUUUGCUAUGGUCCCCCAACCGAAGCGUCUUCUUUCAACUGCAUAUAGGAUGUCAGUUGUUAGCUGUAAGCAUAGAUGUCGAACACGAACUGCGUGCUGUAAAUAUGCAAGGCGAUGUAAGCGAACUGGCAGAAUUUGCUCAGUAGCAACCUUUGCUGGAGGUGAUGGAAAGUUUCCUGCUGGUUUUCUUGAACUUUGCCGUGUACGCCUACCAGAAUUUCCGUCCUGGAAGGUUCCAUAUUAUUCCAAUUCAUCCUGCUUCUGUGAUGCUUUUAAUUCGAGAAGCAUAACUUUUUGGGAUAAUUAUGAUUAUAUCCUUCGCUA
Molecule: messenger RNA, 1426 nt
Organism: Zea mays
Lineage: Eukaryota; Viridiplantae; Streptophyta; Magnoliopsida; Poales; Poaceae
Exons: 9
Coding region: 117-1070 (317 amino acids)
Molecular function (GO): double-stranded RNA binding
Source: RefSeq, a predicted model, not a curated record